Racocetra persica is the source of this 222-nucleotide messenger RNA. The record is from the annotation of a GenBank genome assembly. NCBI's taxonomy places the organism in Eukaryota, Fungi, Glomeromycota, Glomeromycetes, Diversisporales, Gigasporaceae.
GAAUGGGGAGUAAAACCACUAUAUGUAAGGGAAGGCGGGUCAAUUCCUGCUAUUAAAUGGUUAGAAAAGAAGUUUAAUGCGGUUGUAGUUAAUUUACCUAUGGGUCAAUCAUCGGACCAAGCACACUUAGUAAACGAAAGAAUUAGAUUGCAAAAUUUAUACAAUGGUAAAAACAUCUUUAAAAAUUUGUUUAGAAAAUUGGGUGAAAGAGUGAUAUUUUAA